Apis cerana (Asiatic honeybee) is the source of this 5833-nucleotide messenger RNA. RefSeq names its product DNA fragmentation factor-related protein 4 (gene Drep4). Gene Ontology annotation, molecular function: DNA endonuclease activity. Gene Ontology annotation, cellular component: cytoplasm; nucleus. The record is from RefSeq and is a predicted model, not a curated record. Gene Ontology annotation, biological process: apoptotic process; apoptotic DNA fragmentation. NCBI's taxonomy places the organism in Eukaryota, Metazoa, Arthropoda, Insecta, Hymenoptera, Apidae.
CAAAUAGUGUCGUCAGCAUUUUCAUCUCGGCUUUUGAUCCACUUUCUUCUGGGGAUUCUGACGACCCGGAAACACGGAGUAUGUCGCUGAUUUCUAAUUGUUUUCGACGGAUCACCGGGGAGGCACCGUCCAAGAACGAGCUGAAGGGCUACAAGGUCACCGAUGUGAACCGCAUACGAAAAGUCGGCGUCGCCUGCAGAAGCCUUCAGGAGUUGAAGCGUAAAGCUUGUGCGAAACUGAACGUGACAAACGACCCAGCCGAGAUCAACAUCUACCUCCUCGAUGGUUCGUUGAUCGACGAGGAGGAAUAUUUUUCCACGUUGAAACCUCAGACGACGCUGAUCCUUCAAAAACCUGGGGAGAAAGUGUUGUCCGAUGCGGAUCUCCUGUACGACACGUUGAGGCGUGUCAACAUCGAUUUUCUGAUCGCCGGCGAGAAAGCGUCCGAAUUCCUCGCAGAGAACCUUAAAGCGAAGGUUGCAGUUCUAAACAACGCUUUGAACAAGGACGACUCGAAAACGGCGUUCAGCAGCAGGGACGAGCACCCGGACUGGUUCCAGGGACUGGAGACCAACUGCGCGACUAAGGAGGCGUAUUUGCACCGUAGAUGUCAGGACAGGAUACGCGGCUACCUGUACAAAACGAUCGAUCAGAUCAAAUCGUCCGACGUGUUCUCGAAAGAUCCACGAGCGAGAAAGCAGCUGCUGUACGCGAUAGCGUUCUUCAAGAUGCAAUUGAAGGAGGACCAUUACUUUGGCUACUACUUCGACAGGAGUCGAGCGAAGAUAGGAUCGUUGGGAGGUAGGGAUGAGCGCGACUCAUCGACGAGCUGUUACGAUCAUUGCCCGUGCAGGCUGAAAUGGCUGGACGAGAGCACGUAUUUCCGCUUGUUCGGCACGAUCGGGCAACACUGCGACGACGUUGACGCUGUGAAGAGGAGGAACGAGAGGAAUUGCGGCGCGAAGGGCGAAGAGGAGGAGGAGGAGGCGGAGAAGACUUGCCCGUACAAGAUCAGGAGGACAGGGGAGGACACGUGUGUAGCUUUGUGCGACCAGAUGGGCGAGUUUAAGUGUUAUGGCGUGUGGAACGAGGAGAAGUGCCUUUACGGGGACAGGCACAAGAUCAAUCCUUAUAGGUCGAGGGAGGAGCUUAUUUUGUUCUCUACGUGGAAUUUUGAUCAUAAGAUUGAGAGGUCCAGGACAUUGAUCCCGCUGCUUCUGAAACUGGCGACGCAAGGUACAGCCAACGAGAUGGAUCUCUUCGAAAUCUACGACAAUCUAUUUACGGUGAAGAACCUGAGGCUGGUUCACAUCGUGUGCCAUGAUAAAGGCUCGCACAAAUAAUUAGUAAUUAUCACUAAUUGAAGAGUUAAUGUAUAAUUAUAUUAUGAUAUUCCAAUACGCGGGAAAUCACUAUAAAACUACGUAAUAAUAAUACGUAGACACCCUCUGAACGUAAAUGUAACUCUUCGUGUGAAAUAUUUACUUAUAAAACUGCUGUUGAUAGUUGAAGAAAUUAAAAAAUUUAUCACGUAUUCGAUAGUGAUUCCGUUGCGCCACAAGGUAACAAGCAAUAUACCGAUCGAAGAAACUUUCUUCUUUCUAUGAUAGAUUAAGUCAAAGUUUCCUAUAUUGCAACCAUUUUCUAUUAUCCACCGUGAAACCGUGCACGAUAGAAUCAGUUUGAUUAAAAGAAAAAGAAAGUUUAAAAAUCGCAUUUGCGAUCACAGAUGUUCACGUUAUUGUGAAUUGAAACUGAAAACCAGAGUUUGCCUGUACUUGAACUUGUCCAUUUCUACUUUACGAGGGAGAAAUAUAACUUGUCUUAGCCGAUAAAACACGUAAUUAUAUGCACGGUCGAUAAUACAGACAGACGAGUCUGUAUUAUCUCAAGAGAUAAGUUAAAAUAUUAUACUAUCGACGCGAGAACUUUUUUAAUACACGUUUUUAAUACAUCUUUAUGCAUCUUAACGACUGUUACAACUUUCUAUCGAAUAAGUGUAAUAACGAAAUAACGUUUUUCCUUCUUCAGCACAAAUCUGAGCUUCCUUUUCGGGAAGAUUUACGAUUUAUUGUAUACAGGGUUGGGCGCAACGGAAUAAUUGAGAUUAAAAAACAAUAUUUUCCAAUCUAUGGAUCACGAUCCCUAAACAGAUUGAAGAAUAAUUUUUACUUGUACAACAAAUUUUAUUAUGAAAAUUUUCAAUGCUAUUAUUUAUUUCGAUGUAUCUGUAUGAAAAGAUUCAUCGAGAUCACGUACAAGUAUUAAAUAUUGCAUAUGGCACGGAUUAAUAUUUCAUUGAUAUUCUCACUUAUUCGUAUAUUCGUCGUUGAAAAAAAAGUGUUGUAAUUAUUUUAUUCUAAAAUAGAUGCAUUUUAUUUUAUAAUUAUAAGAAAGAAAAGGGAUUGUGAUUUUAAAAACAUUGGAAAAUACUGAUCUAAAGGACUGUUCAUUAUUUUAUUGAAAUUGCAAGAAAGAUAUGGUGGUCGCAAGAUGACCCAACCUUAGUGUUUAGAGUUUAUCUUUAAAGAAUAUUAUUGACUUGAUCGAAUAUCUUUCGAGUAUUUUUGAUUCGACUGGUUGAACGAAGACAAAACCAAAGUUCUGAUAUAUACAUAUACAUAUAAAUAUACUAUAUAAAUAUAUACAUGUACGUAUUCGUUAUUGAAUUUAGAGAAUACACAUAUGUUUAUAUGUAUUGUGGACGCGUGUACAGGAUGACGAAAUAAAAUAUUCGAUAAAACUAAAAUUGAAUAAUAAACGUGUAAAGUUGAUGCAGGAUAAAUAACUCUAUUUGCAAUAAACAGAUUUGUUUAAGAAAAAAUAAGUAAACAUUAAUACGUACGAUAUAGUAUAAUUAUAUGGAUUUAUUUGUCACGUUCAGAAUUUAUUAAGGAAAAGAUAAACAAUUGUGUAUAAAGAAAAAGAAAUUAAAAUAGUGAUUUAUGCAAUUUAACAAUUAACUUGAACAAAUAUUUAAGCUUCAUAAAUUUUAUGGAAAUAUUAAUGUAUGUAUUUAUAUUAUCAGUGGUUUUUUUUUUUUUUUCAAUAAUCUAAAUGUAAUCCGACAAUAUGAUAUUCGACUCAUCCUGCGCACGUGUACAUGUAAUAUAUGUAUACAUAUACAGGAUAUUCGGCUACAGGUAUCCAAAAAUUGAAAAAAUCAUUCUACAAGUCAAAACAAUAACAAAGUCGCAAACAAGACAUUAAUUUUUCGUGUGGAAAACGUCAAAAGAAAUUAAAAAUUUUAUUAUCAAAAUCUAUUGGGAAAAGAAAGAAAACCUCGCCAUUAAAGCUACUUUUUGUUUCAUCGUUUCAUCUAUGAUACUCGAGAUGGUAGAAAUUACGAUUGAUCUAGUGACAUCUAUAUUUUUUUCUAUGUAUAAAUGCGUAUGUCUAGAAAUUGUAUCUACUAUUUGUCUCGUACUUGUUCAGUGAAGAGAUGCGAGCGAGAGUUCGCGAAUAAGUGAAAAAGACGAUUAAAAAUUACUUUUUCUUUACACGAUGAUAUCUCGAAUACCGCAAGCCAUAUCGGUAUAAAUAAAAAUGCUUUUUAAAGAAUAAGAUUCCACGCUUCUAAUGGUCUUUUAUUUAUUCAUCGGAAAUCAUUAUUUUCGAAGUUACAGCGAUUUAAAAUUCUCCUAGUUUUAAUAGAAUUUAACAGAGUUUCUAAUCAUAUUGGGAUAUCUGUGUGAGGAGAAUCAAGCGAGAGUUUCGAAUAAGGAUAGAGAUAGUAAAAUGAUCAAAAAAUACGCUUUCCUUUACAGGAUGAUAUCUCGGCAACCAAAAACUAUAUCGGGAUAAAUGAAAUUGCGUUUUAAAGGCCAAGAUUCUAUGCUUUUAACGAUCUUUAAUUGACGAAAUUCAUCAUCUUCAGAAUUAUAAUGUUUUAAAGUUUUCUUAGUUUUAAUAAGAAAUUUGUUGCUUCAAUUAUCGUAUAUUCUUUCGUGUAAGAAUAUUUUCAUCGAUUUUUAAUUAUCAAUAAUUACAAAACAAAGUAGAAAAUAUAAUUUUUUUUUUUAUUUUUAAUCUUCUCGAUCUUUAUUUUAACUUGAAGAAUCAUUCUUCCAAUUUUUAAACACCUUUAGCUGAAUAUCCAGUAUAUAAAAAUCUAUAUAUAUAUAUAUACAAAUAUAAAUAUAUACACAAAGGAAAUUAUUAAAAUGUUUUAGAGACUUGUGCGAUAUAUCUGAAGCUGUGUUUCUUCCUGUACAUGGAGAAAAUCUACACGGAAGGACUCGAUUCGAAUAUUCAUGUCUUUUUGACAAAUUCUUCUUUUGAUAUGAUUUCGAUUGGUCCGUGUUCGUUUCGUCGCGACUCAUCUCGCUCGAGAUUUGUCGCCACGAGACGAAUCAUCUGACACACUUUUUAUAAAAUCCUACUAUCGACGAUGAUGACGAAGACGACAAAUAACGAGAGAAAGAGAAAGAGAGAAUAUCGAUUAUACUUGGAUUAUAUUUAGUAGAUUAAGUUUAAGACGUUUAUGUACUUAAUUUGAUGCUAUCUUGAUAAGUCAUUGAUGAUGAGUCUUUCUUGUGUUUGAAGCAAUUAUUGAACAGAGUGCAUCGAGGAUCAUUGUACUUUGAAUCCGUAUGCAAAAUGCACGACGAAAGUGUGAAUCAAUUUAAAAAUGGAUAUUCAAGUAUUUCUUUUUGAAUAUUGUAUCAUCAUUUAAAAUUUUAUGCAAGAAAUAUAUACGACAAAUGUAUACUGUAAAGAGUUUGAUCUAUAGUACAACAGAUUUAGGAUAUAUUGCAUAUAUUAUAUAUAUUCAAAUUUCAGGAUUUUUAACAGAGUAAUAAUAAGAUAAUAGGUAUUUUAUUUUACUUCAGGUUGAUAAUUUUAUAUUUUAUCGUUUUUUGUUCAAUAAAGCUAAGAACUAAUGUAUUGUUUAUCAUUGUAUUUUAAUAUGUUUUUGCCAUUUACAUUUUGUCUACAUUUUGUCAACCAUACGUAUUUCUUGAUAUGAAUGAUAGUACAUUGGAUGAUAUAUAACAAUGGUAUAAUAUGCAAAUAAGGAACAAAUGGAUAUCCAUUGUAGAAAUAAUGCACAUCAAUUGUAUAUCAUUACGAUUUAACAAAUUUAUAUUUCGAAUGACGUAUACGAUGAAUAAUUCUAUUUAACAGAGAAGAAAAAGUCGAUCACUGUUCUAUCUUCUGAGCUUCUUAUGGUUUCGAUAAUUGGCCAAAAAUUAGAAGUCUGUUCGAUUCGUUUCUGAAAGAUUAAAAGCGAAGAUUAUCCUCGAUCGAUCAAGAAAUGAUUUUUCGUAUCAUCUGUCAAUACAUGCUUCUUCCGUAAUUCCUACUUUAUCAUCAGAAGGAUUCAAACCGAUGUAUCAUCGGUAAAACGUGGUAAUUGAACUUUAUCGAUUCCCUGAUUUUUCGCUUAAAGUUUUUUUGAUUGAGUGUAUUCUUCGUUGAGAAUUGGUCAAAUUUAAUAAUCCAUUUGUAUUCUCAGCUAUCUUAAAUCUAAAUAUUGUUAUCUGUUGUAUAAAUUAUUAUAUUGGAAUAUUAUCACGAUCAGAUAACACGUUUAAACGAGCGAUUACCAUCUAUCGUGAUGUAUAGAAAGACAAAAAGAGAACGAAUAUUUUUUUGUGAAAAAGAUCGUGUCCAGAAUAAGUCGACAUUGUUAUAUCACAAUUGAAGCUACUCGCGACACAAUGGAGAGAAAGGUGCGAUACUUCCUCGUAGGCAACAUAUGUAAGCAUAGUUAUUUUUCAAUGUAAAAGCGACUGUGUAGCUCUACUUUAGGCAAAUGUAUAUUUUAGGUACGAGAAGAAAAAGAAGAAAAAGAGAGAGAAGAAAGAGAAGAGAUAAAAAGAAAAUAAAA